This is a messenger RNA of Morchella sextelata, 735 nucleotides long. RefSeq lists its product as uncharacterized. The transcript is spliced from 2 exons. The record is from RefSeq and is a predicted model, not a curated record. Lineage: Eukaryota; Fungi; Ascomycota; Pezizomycetes; Pezizales; Morchellaceae. The coding region runs from base 1 to 735 and encodes 244 amino acids.
AUGACCUUUACUCCGAUUGUUCGCCACGGCACAGGGCCCAGGUACCAACCCACUUCUGCCUCCACAUCCAAUGGCAAGAUUGUCCUCUCAAAGUCGCCCCCAGUUGAGCUCGCCGGGGAGAACGAUGAACGCCUAGGGCUUCGGGAAGAAUACCUCGUUACCGAGGACGAAUACACAGGCACUGAAAGCUCUUCUAGUGGUACGGCUGCCUCCGGGGAUGAUAACGACAACGCCAACUUCACCGAGGACGAAGUCCUAUGCACUGAAGGCUCUGUCAGUGAGCUUGCUGCCUCCGAAAAUGAUAAUGAUAACGAUAACGAUAACGAUAACGAUAACGAUAACGACACCGACGUUCCUGCUCCUACUCCUACUCCUGCUCCUAAGAAAGCAAGGAAAGCAGCAGCCUCUCGUGCUACCACCGCUACUACUACCAAAGACAGGAAGAAAGCUCCCAAGAAGAUUGCGAAGAAGAGCAAGGGUAAACGCACCCCGAAGCGGAUCAAGGCCGAGCCUGCUACCUCCGACAAUGAACACGAGGACAUUGAAGACUCUGCCCAGGAAGAAGAGGCGCCAGACGCCGAUACAAAAAAGAGACGCCGCAGGGUGGACACUAUGGCUAAAACCGAGCAAUUGUCCUCUACAGACUUUACAGCGAUCUUUAUCGACGGGUACGGCUUCGACGUUCCUGCGGAUCCGGUGGAGUGCUUUCAUAAGUUGUGGUGGGGACUGGCAUAG